CAGCAAUCCACCACAGCGAGACUUGGGGGCUGCUGCUCGAGAGUGGGGAGAGUCCCGUUAGUGUCGGCGCCAGGCGGAGGGGCACGGGGGACUUGAGGGAAAAGAAACUCGGUCACUUUCCCUCCUUCCUCCACUCCCGAGCUCAACUGUGGAAAAAUAUGGGAGACGACAGGCCGUUUGUGUGCAGUGCCCCCGGCUGUGGACAGCGAUUUACCAAUGAAGACCACCUGGCUGUUCAUAAACUCAAGCAUGAGAUGACAUUGAAAUUUGGUCCUUCCAGAACAGAUUCAGUCAUCAUAGCAGAUCAAACCCCAACACCAACACGUUUUCUUAAGAAUUGUGAGGAAGUUGGUCUCUUCAACGAGUUGGCAAGCUCAUUUGAACAUGAAUUCAAGAAAGCCUCAGAAGAUGAUGAGAAAAAGUGUUCUGGACCUCUAGAUAUGUCUCUUCCCUCUACCCCAGACAUCAAAAUCAAAGAGGAAGAGCCUGUCGAAGUUGAUUCUUCUCCUCCAGACAGCCCCAUAGGGAGCCCACAGUCACCACAGGCUAAGGAGAAGGAGAAUGCUUCAAAGCCUAUUAUCAUUUCUACGCCUACACCAACUAUUGUACGUCCUGGAUCUCUGCCACUGCACUUGGGAUAUGACCCCUUGCAUCCAACUCUCCCUUCUCCAACCUCAGUCAUCACCCAGGCUCCACCUUCCAACAGACAGCUCGGGUCGCCUACCAGUUCUCUACCACUUGUCAUGCACCUUGUGAAUGGACAGACUAUGCCUGUCCUUCCUGGCCCACCCGUUCAGAUGCCUUCUGUCAUAUCGCUGGCAAGGCCAAUGCCCAUGGUGCCAAACAUUCCUGGUAUUCCUGGUCCCCCGGUUAUCAGCAGCGGCUCAAUUUCACCAUCAGGCUUUCCAGGACACUCUGAAGCUAAAAUGAGGCUAAAAGCCAGCCUGACACAAGGAGUUACUUCCUCACUGAACGGCAGCAGCAUGAUGGUGGGAUCAGCGAGCACAAUGGUGACUUCCCAUCCUGAACAGGGUCAGAUACUUAUCCAGCACCCUGAUGCGCCUUCUCCAGCCCAGCCCCAGGUUUCCCCAGCUCAACCCACCCCAAGUACAGGUGGCCGACGGAGACGCACAGCAGAUGAAGAUCCAGAUGAACGUAGGCAACGCUUCUUGGAGCGGAACCGCGCUGCUGCCUCCCGCUGCCGCCAGAAACGCAAGCUCUGGGUAUCGUCUUUGGAAAAGAAGGCGGAAGAGCUCACCACACAGAACAUCCAACUAAGUAACGAAGUUACAUUAUUAAGGAAUGAAGUUGCGCAACUCAAACAACUAUUGUUGGCUCACAAGGACUGCCCUGUCACUGCAUUACAGAAGAAAACACAAGGUUAUCUUGAAAGCCCCAAAGAGAGUUCUGAGCCCACCGGUUCUCCAGCUCCUGUCAUCCAGCACAGUUCGGUGACUGCAUCUCCCAAUGGGCUGAACGUUCGCUCUGCAGCUGAAGCCGUUGCCACUUCAGUCCUCACUCAGAUGGCCAACCAAAGGACAGAACUGAACGUGCCCAUACAGUCGCAUGUCAUUAUGGCGCCACAGUCCCAGUCUGCUGGCAGAUGAUGUCGCCAGUUGCAUGGCAUAGAACUAACCAAUGAACUGCAGCCAGAGAGACUGAUCAUAACUAAGCCCCUUGUUCAAAAUGGGGUGGAUACAGUUUUUGUUUUGUUCAUUUGUUUUAUUCUUUUGAUUUCUUAAAAAAUGAGUGAAGGGCAGCUAUGGAGCUUCUAAAUAUAUCCCACAUAGAUCCUGGCCUCAAACAUCUGUCAUAGGGCCAUCGUCUUUCCAAAGGGUGGCUUUGGAAUAAGUCAUUUUGCCACACUUUAGAGACCAUCUGUCAUCCUAUCUAGAAUCGACCAUUUGGAUAGCCUUAUACAGUGUGAUCUUAAAUGGUUAAAGUUCAGGUAUACAUUGUGCUAACACUAAGCCUUCCUUAGUUUGGUUACUCAUGGUGCUUCCUUGUCUUGUCUACUGUAGCAAGAGAAAGCAGUUCUUGGGAGGAGCUGUGAUGUUUUGCUGGUGCUGGCCAUUUUUUGUGGAAAACUUUAGCAUCCCAACUGUUUUUGUAGCGUAUCCAUCAACAUGAUACCUGAUCUUCCAUUCUACACUUUCACACAGGAUUCCAGCUCAUGGCUCUGAAGGUGGUAAGCUCCAUAAUUUUGUCAGUUUGAACUGUUCAAAUUGUUUUGUGAAGAAAGUAAGAAACCUCACUCUUAGCUGCUGCAACUGAUGGGUGAUUUUGCUGUUCUGGAAGAGAAAAUGGCAGGCUUGUUGUAUACAUUGUAGAUCACAUAAUUUGUACUUUGCGUAUGAUCAGGGAUACAUUUUUGGUCAUGUUGUUACCUAAUACAGAUUUUAAUUUCUGUAGUUCGAGAGGAAGCCAUCAAAACACAAUGGAAAUUCUUUGGUUUGUAAGUUACCAGGUGGGAAAUGCUAAGGUAUAUUUCAAUAAUGAGAAGGAAGAACAUUCACAAGGGCAUCUCUUACUGGGUCUAGAAAAAAAAAUAGAAUGAUUUAAGCCAGUGUUUCUCAAUCUUGGCAACUUUAAAAUGUCUGGACUUCUAGGCUGACUAGGGAAUUCUGGGAGUUCAAGUCCAGACAGCUUAAAGUUGCUAAGGUUGAGAAACUCUGAUUUAUACCUUUGGAAUCUGAGUAGUUGCAGAAUCAUAAGCAUUACAGUAGCAGGUUCAAAGCUACAAGCUGCAGGAUGUAGCUAAACAACUCCUAUAUUGUUUGGGGACAAUGUAGGAGUUAGCUCAAUGGCAAGGAAACAAGAAAAUGUAUCUCUGUUUGCAAAUGCAAAAGAUUCAAUACUCUUAUAAGAGAUGUUCAUUUCAAAAGCUAAGCUGACAUGUUUAACCCAGUGAACCUUUCAAGAUUGUGGCCUUAAAUCAUGGAUUGUUUCAAAGACAAAAGGAUUCCAAAUGGCGUCCCUCUUACCUUUUUUUUUUUUUUUUUGGUCAGGUUUUCCAUCCCAUUUCUCCUUCAGAUGAUGUCACCUAUUGCCUUUUCCCAUCUGUCUCUUCCAAAAUAAAUACCGAGUUUCUUGCACAUUGCUAUCAUAGGGUAGACUGAAAACAAAAAAGAAGAAUCUCUUGCCUUUUCUUCUGCUUCUUGUCAAAGUGUGUGCGUGUGUAUCUUGAACUGACCUUGACCUCUUGCUAGUUGGCCAAUUUUAGCUUGAAUCACAACCAGAGGAAAAGGUGCAGUAGGGUAGUUAGAGAGUAGCUAUCAUGAGCUUCCAACUUGCCAAAUCGCCAACUCUUCCACUAUUUUGUCUUCCUAAUUAUGUUUUUUUUUUAGCUGCCAGUCAAUACAAAGAUUUUUAUUAUUCCUCAGUUUCCACUCACUAGAAAGCACACAUAUGAUACACACACAAAUGCACAUGUCUAUGUAUAUAUGUGUAAAUGUAUAUGUGGCAUGCUAAACUUAAUGCAGGUUUUCUAUUAUUGCUGUUGCUACUGUCACAAUCAAUCCAGCUUCUCAGGACCUUAAUGUCGCAUGCUCUCUGUUUCCUUGCCUGAAUAUGAUGCUGUUCUUCUUGUUCUGUUCUUCUGUGACGUGGUGUUUAAUUUUAAUCUCUCCUAGGUUCCUUUUCCUUUCUCCUUUGUUUAAAAGAAGCAAAAUGUGUUUUGAAUGUCUGCAGACUUCCUUUUAACAAGCAUUUCAGACAUAGUGUCACUUGUCUUCCUCCCCACCUGCCCCCCCUUUUUCCUUGCUUCCUUGAUAUGCUAAAAAUGCAAGCUGGCAAAGGCUUUGAAACAUAACUUGUCCCAACAGGGUAUCUGUUUCCUUAGUGACAGCUCCAAUAACAGUGCACAGUAGGUGUAGCCAGGAUCUUCUCAGGUUAAUAGGAUAAGAAAUGAGCUUGCCGGGCAAGUGGUAUAGGACAAGGUAUUUUAGUUUUUUUUUAAUUUAUAUUUUUGUACCUUUCAAAACAAAACUGCUGCAUUCUUUCAUUUUUUAAAAAAAAUCAGAAUUCUGCUUGCUGUUGAAUGAAUGCAAUGCAGGUCCAGAGAAAGGACUGUAAAAUUUUGGUUUUUCAUAUUUUCCAUUGAAAAAUAGGGGCUCACAAUAGCAUUGAAUUUGCUGUCUGAACUGGUGCCUAGAUUCUCGUUGACAACUAGUGUUUUGUUAUGAGAAAGAACAAAUGAAGCUGUCAAUUGUGCUAUUGGCCAACCUUUUGGGGGAAUGGUAAGAAACUUGGAAAGGGAGAAUGAAUAUACCAAGAUUUGCAAGUGAGCAACAGGCAGAGACUUGCCAAAUACAGAUUAAAUUAUGGGUGGAUUUCUUACCAUAGUUCAAAAUGACACCCAAAGAUAGGUAUGGCCAGCACUGUCCUUUCUCAGUGGAUGUACAGUUCUCUCCAAGAGUUGUACAACUGAGACAGAACAUGAUUCAGUAAACCCUAAUAAUUCAGCACAAACUGGGUAGAGCAGCUGUGGCUUAAGAAUAAUCCCCAAAUAUCUAACUUAAAGAAGGCUUUCUUUAUUUGGGGCCGUGUGAUAGAAACUCCAAAUCUUUCUCUUAGACGGGAACCUUGUUUUAGAGCAACCGGCAAUUGAACCUGGAACUUUCUAUAUGAAAAUCAGUUGGUCUUUAAUACAAUAUAAUCUCUUUUCUAGUUGGAUAUGAGGCUGCUUCAGUUAUCUUUAGGGAGGGGUGUAGUGCACUCGCCCUCAACUUGCCACUGUCUGGAAAUGCUGGAUGCAGUCAGGAGUAUAACUCUCAUUGUAACGGACAAAGGAGAAUAUUUGUCGCUCAGGGUUGAAAUGAGGGAUCCUUGGUGCUCUCUGAACUUGAUUGUUUUCUUGCAAGAGAGCACCAAGUAUCCCUUGGCUGGAAGGAUGGGAUUUAUGCUCCAUCACAUUUGAAUAUGCCACGCUGAGGAAGGCUGAUCAUUAUUAAAGAUCUUGUGAAGUUGGGGUGGCCUUCCCUCUGCGCCAUGCAUGGGUUCAUGGUCUGUGCUGUUAUUCAGUUAUUGUCACUCAGCCUGGUUCACUUAAUGCUGUUGCAGAGGGGACUAUGUUGAAUCUUCCGUCAACGUGUGGUUUGCACUCAGGCUCUGAGACAGCAAGAACAAGUGUAGGGAAGUAACACUCCAAGUAGGAGGACUUGUGGAAAGUCAUAAGAUCUGAUUGGAUGGGUCUGGUAGAGCGCACAAGCUGCUUUCUAUGGGGGACAUCAUGCUGUGGUUCAAAAUCAGGGAGUAAAAUAUAAAAAAAGCUUUCGUAAAAAGCAUCUCAUUCUGUUAGCCUACCCUAAAAGAAUAUGACUGCAGCCUGGCUCCAGGAGUUUCCUGCCUCAGUGCUGCAGUACUUCAGGAUAAGAAGGGAGUGUAGCACACAAAAGCAUGGGGACAUUUUAAUGUACUCCUGCUCCAACUUUGGAUAAACUCCACACUUGUUAAAUUAAGCCAAUCAGCUACCCAGAGUCUCCUCAUGACGAGAUGGGUGGCAAAUAAAUUUAAUAAAUAAAUAAAUAGAUUAAAGUAUCAUGCUGUUAAAGAUAGAGAAAUAUUUGAGGGGGGGGGGGCUCAAUAAAAUUAGAAACCACAUCCACCUGUCUAUUGGACUCUGCUGUAUCCUCAACUAAAAAAUGCCCAGCCUAGUUGAAGUAUAGAGCCUGUGAACAGAAUGAAAUAAUCUUACCAUUAUUUCUCAACUAAAAAAUGCCCAGCCUAGUUGAAGUAUAGAGCCUGUGAACAGAAUGAAAUAAUCUUACCAUUAUUUUAAAAAUGUAUUUGAAGGAAAUAAUUUCUCUUAUAGCAUUUUAAAAUUAAACUCUGCUUUGCUCUCCCCCUUUCCAUUUACUUGCAUCUGGAUUGUUAUGAUUCCCUUAGUAUGAUCCUGUGUUCCUAGCAGUCGUUAAAAACAAAGCAACAUUUGCACUUUGCUUCAGUUCCUGCUAUUCAGUACUUGCCAGGUUAGAAGAGCUCUGGAGCUACGAAAUGCUGGGUUUAUAAGUAACCUCUGCUACAUGGAAUCACAGUAAAAGGUGGCUCUUAUAAGGCCACAGAGCUACGUGAAGAAUUGGUUAAACUGUGAUCAGUCCUGCUCUAAAUGUAGCUGACACACUGGUUGUCAGAAAGCUCUCCUAAACAUAUUAUAACUCAUAAUAAAUCAGUAGUUGGGUUUGUAGCAAGGAUCGCUAUAGCCGACUUCAGAGGAUGGCCAGAACAUAAGCUGUUGUCCCAAAAGAAUUCCUUUCGAGUAAGCAAAGAAUUUUUGAGGUUGAGAACAGGGUAAAAGUUACUUUGUCAAGUUACUUUUCUAGCUCAGAGAAGACUACCACGCUAGCCAUGCAUGAUAUGCUAAGGCUGAUCUACAUAUUCUACAGCAAGGAGUCUCAUUUUAUUUCACCUUAUUUUCUGAUUGUACCAAGGAAGUGUGUUCUGGGCUUACACCCAUAUUUAUAAGAAAUUACUAUUCUAAGUGUGUACCCUUUCAACCUGCCAAUUGACCAGUGGCCCUUGUCUGUCACUGAAACUUUUUAACAAAAUUCUAUGCCUGUAGCAAAGGAAGCAAUCUGGGAAACUGUAUGUAUAGUUUAAUAUAGCCAUCUGUACUACUGCAGUAUUUUAUGUGCAAAAAGCAUCUUCUACAAGAGGGAGAAACAGCAUAAUCUUCCAUAAGUAGUACAUUCCCAGAACAUGUGAAUCUGUCUCUGGUAAUUAAAUGUCAGCGUUUAAAUAAGCUUCACGAGGAAGCUGGCUGUAUAAGCUUCCUUAUAUAGCAGUUUUUACAAACGGCAGUGCCUGGGCUGGAAGGAUUCGUAUCAAGGAUCUUGUGCAAGUUCCAUCAAAUCAUGAGUAGAUUUGUUUUACAUACUCCCUGCUCUCAUCUUCAGCAAAUUGCAAACAGCUUUCAAAACGUUUCAUUUGUCUACUCGCGGCAAAGUUGAAGUGAUUUUUCAUACGUUCUUCUGAUUUCAUGGAACUACAGUAGUUCUUAUGUAGAUGGCCUUUACCUCUGAACAGUUUCGUCUAUCACUCUUAAGAGAUAUUGAGGUUUUGUAGAAUCAAGAAACACCCUUUUGUUGGAUAUGCUCAGAUAUUUAUCUUACCUUUUUUGUUUUUUCCCUUUUGAAUCUUAACAGUAAUAAUAGUAAAACAAACACCUUAUUCUGGUAAACGCCUCUAAUAGAAAUAUGGUACCACUAGUUGCUGCUUAGAGAAAUAUUGCGGUGUAUCCCAGCUCCUUGGGGGAAAAUGCAAUAUCCCAUUCUAGUUCUAUUGGUUUAGAUUGCCCUUCUCUAUGAGAAAUAAUGUUUUACUCAUAGUAGGGCACUCUUUCACAUAUUAGGCUAAGCAAAAAGUUACAUCAUGAUUCGUAUUUAUCUGAGCCAGGCCUAUGUCUGUUUCAGUGUAACAGUGUGCCUUUCAGCACACCAGUCCUAGACAGUGGUGCUUCAACUGGUAACUCAAAAUCUGUAAGGAUUUGGUGCAAAGAACAUUAUGGCAGCCAUACUUUCCUUAUAAUUGUCAGGAUUGUGUAGGACAGGGCUUUUCAACCGGUGGUACCGUACCACUUGUGGUACAUUAACGAGUGGCAGGUGGUACACAGCCCUGCUAGCCAAGUGUAGUGGGGGAGGGAAAGAGCCAGCGCAGGCAAGGACUUAUU
This is a messenger RNA of Crotalus tigris (Tiger rattlesnake), 7666 nucleotides long. Its product is annotated as cyclic AMP-dependent transcription factor ATF-7. The record is from RefSeq and is a predicted model, not a curated record. Gene Ontology annotation, molecular function: DNA-binding transcription factor activity, RNA polymerase II-specific; cAMP response element binding. Lineage: Eukaryota; Metazoa; Chordata; Lepidosauria; Squamata; Viperidae. The coding region runs from base 159 to 1607 and encodes 482 amino acids. Gene Ontology annotation, biological process: regulation of transcription by RNA polymerase II. The transcript is spliced from 12 exons.